GUUUUCUUUAAUUUGGGGUUGCAGUGCUUGUCAUGGAGUGCAGUGUGGUCUCAGAGACUGUAUGUAUGUUCGGAAUCCAACUCAGCCAAGAGCGUUUGUCUUGGUCCUCGCUCGCCUGUUCCGGUCUCCACCACAUCAGUUUCCUUAUCCACACCCUGACUCCAGUCUUCCGCCCUAUAAGCAGCUUGCAGUGCUUGAUGAGAAUCUGGAGUGACUCAGUCAGACUACUACGACCAUGGACAAACUACCACUCGACUAUUCUCAGCUGGACAGUCGCACCGCAGACUCAGACAGGCCCACUCAAGCUCAGCCUGAACGCAGGGCCAGCUUCGACACCUCCUCACUCAAGCUCUCCUUCGCCAACAGCAGCAGCAGCAGCAACAGCACUCAUCCCCACAACCACCUGUCCACCCCAUCCACCUCAGCAGCCCACCAUCCCUUCCGAACGCCCUCCUCAGCCAUCCAUCCCUCCUCCACCGCAAGCCCCCUGCUCGCCCUCAAACGCAACAACAGCCAACCCAACCUCCACCAGCCCAUCUCACACCCAACACCCUCGCCAACCCCUCACAAGAACUCUCUUCUUCCCAUGGACCAGCAAGACAUCCCCUCCCUUCCCUUCACCAGCUUCCCCAGGCGCUGUUCACCCAAGCUGGUCAGCCACCACAAGCGCACCCUCAGCGUGACCUCGUCGAUCGGCAGUGCGGCAGCCCAUCAUCACCAGCUGCUCAUCCUCAACAGGCAUCCCUUCGACCAAGAUGAUCAGGAGGACCAAGUCGAGAUCGAGGGCGGCAUGAGUGGCUUACUCAAGACGGCCGAGGAUCACGAAAAUCCAAUCCUCGACUGUCCACUCGAUGACCGUCGUGCGAGCGAGAGCUGCGGGAGUAGUGUCGUCGGAGAGCCGAUGUCACUCGAUCCUGAUCCACCUACCUCCCGUCCAUCUCAUUCACACCUAGGCGCAAAACGAGUGCGAAGAAAACAUGUCAAUCGGGCUAACCUUCUGCCACGGCCGAAAGCACAUCUUAGGGUCGCUGCUCAACUGAGUACAGAGGAGGUCUCGCCGGAUUUACUCACAGAGGCCGAAGUCCACAGGCGGUUCAAAUCGAUACCAUUCGUUGUACCACAACCUAGUACUUCCACACCCACCAACACUCUUCCAUCGACUACCCCAUCAAAUUCGCCCUUGAUACCUCGUACACCCUCCUCCCCAUUCUAUCAUCAUCUCAAUCGACCGACCCCUAACCGGUUCCCCGAACAGGCAGAUGAUGACGACGAUGGCAUGGGACUGGAGGGCAAAAGCUCUGGCAGCGACGAGGAGGAGCCCGCCGAUGACCAUCAGUCUCAUUGCUCCGGUCUACGCCGCUCAGUGAUGAGCCAGGAUGAAGAAUCAGAAGAUCAAAAAAUGGUCGAGAUCCAAAAGUGGAAGAUGUUUCGUGGUUCGGGAUCAAGCGGUAGCUGCGGACCUGCUGAAAUCAAUCGGACCGGGAAGCGACGAUGUCAAGAACCAGAACGAUACGAGUAUGGAAUGUUCAAAAGGAGAGCCGUCUCACCAUCUUCCACAUCACUCUCCUCAUGCAUCGGAUCACCGAUCCAAAACCCGAUUCCCAUUCCUCAAGCGUGUCCAUUGGCCCCAAAUUCAGCAACUCCAAGCCACCUGGUCAACCAUCAAUCAGCAACAGUCAACAGUAGUAGCAGUAGUAGCAGUGCUAGCAGCCUUGGAUUUAGAACCAACUUGGGAGCCCAUCACUUGAUUGUACAAAAGCAAUCUCUUCCCUCGGAUUGAGACGAUCUAAUAUCUAACUUUUCAAGUAACUCAUGAAUAAAAAUUGACUCCUCUGAUGCCCCCCCCCCC
Messenger RNA from Puccinia graminis f. sp. tritici CRL 75-36-700-3, 1849 nucleotides. RefSeq lists its product as uncharacterized. The transcript has 3 exons. The coding region runs from base 236 to 1780 and encodes 514 amino acids. The record is from RefSeq and is a predicted model, not a curated record. Lineage: Eukaryota; Fungi; Basidiomycota; Pucciniomycetes; Pucciniales; Pucciniaceae.